GCGGCAACGAUAUGAUUUGUUCCGCUCAAUUUUUUGCCUGGACAGAUCUUGGAGUUGUGGAAAAAUUUUAUAAAUUUGCAGUUUAUGAAAACUAUAAUUAAAAUGUGUUUCGAAAUUUGAUAAUUUAGCGCAGUUUAUAGUUUACAAAUUUAUUGUAUUUUUAGAAAUGCAUACUUGCUUUGUGGAUACAAGAUGCCUGGCAGCUGCGAUGAUGAUCAAAAUCCCUCUAGCUUGAUUUCUAGUUUGCGAAGUUAUAGAUUGUCAAGACCUAAGUCAUCUCAAGCUGAUUCUUCCAGCUCUAAUUCCAAUAGUAAUUCUCAACCUACUAAUAUUAGGAGUUCUGUAGAUGCCAGUUCAGACUUGACUCAAAACUUGUUGAUAUCUGAUAUUCAAACAAGCGAUUCCAAACCUGGUUCGCAUUCAGCUGCCACUGCAGUUAAUUAUAGCCCACUAAGUUACCGAAAGUAUGAAAUAUCUCACACUUCACAAUUCAUUUUGCCUUGUGUUCUUACCAAAAUACAGCAAGCUUGUAAGAAAAACCAAGCUGCUGUUAUAGAUUUACCCCUUAAUUUGACAGAAGAAGAAUAUUCAAAAUUAAAAGAGCUUGUUUUGAAGGAAGGAUCACUGGGAGAAAAGUGGAAAUCGAAUGUAAUAGAAACGACUAGUUACAUUACGUGUGGUUUUCGUGAGCUGAAAGUAAACCGGAGCUAUAUAUCUGAAUUGGCAAAACAUAUCAGAGUUGUAAUAAAUUGCAACACUGCAGAAAGUGCAGUAAACUCUACUGUGCCGUCGUCUCCCGACACAAAUAAUACAAAACCGUUAAGGACUUAUAGUAGAACUUCUAAAGCUUCUUGUCCCCAGACUCCAGAACCUGUGCAAGAAAGUGUAUCAAGCACUAUUAUUGAAAAUAGAGUAUCACCGACUAAAGGAAUUAUGGAUGAAUAUGAAGUUUUUUGUGAAAAGGAACUUAAUCUAAGAAAGUUACUUGAUGCAUUUCCUGGAGCUGAUAUUAUGGAGGCACAAGACAUUUUGGUGAAGUGCAACUGGAAUCUAGACGAAGCAGUAAAGAUUGCACAUGCCCAACCUCUUCGUUGCUCUAAGAAGAAAGCUCUUUCACAAUCUAGCUCUAACUCAAUAGAAAGCGUAGAUUUGCCUCAAAACUCUGAAUCAAAUAACAUUCAACCUUCAAAUUUGAAUACAGAUAUGGCAUCUAAUGUAGCCGAAGAAAUUGUGCUCGACAGCAGCGAUGAAGAAUUUAACGAGUCUAUCAAACAAAUGAAUAACAAUAAAAGACAGCUUAAAGCAGAAGGAGCCCCACCUGCUAAACGUGUUCGUAAAGUCGUUUCGUCCAGUGAGAGUGAUGAAGAGAGCUCUUGUAGUUCAAAUCAGACUUCGUCUUUAUCAGAUCAUGUUAAUUCAAGAGUUUCUUCUAGUGUGAAUAAUGGUGAACAGACUUUCUCUAGCUCUUCAUCAUUAACUAUUAAACCCAUAUCUAAUUCAUCAAACAAUUCCGAAGAGACUAAGCCGGCCUCACCUGCAAACAAUUUACCAAAUCUCCCUAAAGGACUUGUAAUCACUCAGUUAGGUUCAUCAACUACAAAGCUAGUCUCUGAUGUCGAUACCUCUACUACAAACACAAACUCUGCUAGCAUUACUAUGAAAAAUUCAAAAGCUGAGAUUAUUACAAUUAAAUCCAAUAGCUUGUCUAAUUCAUCUGUUAGUCCAAAUAAAUCGGCACAGUUAGUGAGAAUUCAAUCGCCCAGUAAUGGUACAAGUAAUGCUAAACCCAGUGUCGGUUAUACUGUCCAUCCAGUCGGUUCUGUGGUUUCUUUGCCUGCUACUAACAAAGAAAGCACUUCUUCAUUAAAUAAAAGCUCUUCUGAUGUAAAAAUGGUGGCUUUGCAGGGUAAAAGCUCAUCAGGUAUGAAAUCGAAGCAUUCGAAAGUGAGACACAAGAAAUACGUUGUGUCUGAUGAUGAGGACGAUGAUUAUGGCAAUGAAGAUGUGUACGAUAGCGAGGAUAGUGACAUAGAAUGCAAUCUUACGGCAGCACAUGCUGCCGUUUUGAGGUUUUUUCAGGAGGCUUCUUUUGAUGAGCUAUCUUCUAUUCCAGGUUGUAGUAAAAAGAAAGUGGAUGCAAUUUUGAAUUUGAAACCUUUCACCAAUUGGUUAGACUUGGUUCAGAAACUUAGUAAUGAUAAAGCGCUAUCUCCUGAUUUGCUGAAUGGAGCGAAGAAAGUUUUAGAUAUGAGGAAUGCCAUAAGUAAAUUGAUGGCAAAAUGUCAACAAAUAUCAUUGGACAUGGAAGAUCUUGUGGAAAGUUUGAAAGAAAAUAGAGAAAGUUCAACAGAUUAUGUCGACAAGCAGCCUGAUUUGUUGAAUGACAACAUGCACCUAGCUCCCUAUCAAAUGCUGGGCCUAAACUGGUUGCUGCUUCUACAUAAUCAAGAGGUGAAUGGCAUCCUGGCUGAUGAGAUGGGUUUGGGAAAGACUGUGCAAGCUAUCUCUUUUUUGGCUUAUUUGAAACAAAUUGGCAUGUCUGGACCCCACUUGAUUGUUGUUCCCUCUUCAACUCUUGAUAAUUGGAAGCAAGAAUUGAAGACUUGGUGGCCCACUGUUUCAGUCAUUUGUUAUCAUGGUAGUCAGGAGAGUAGGCGUGAAUUGCGCAUACAAAUCCUCAAUGAUGAAGUUGAAGAAUUUGACGUCAUGAUAACUACUUAUAGCAUGGUUACCAGUAAUGCAGAGGACAGGAGUUUCUUUAAAAGAUUAGAAUUUCUCUAUGUAGUAUUUGAUGAAGCGCACAUGCUGAAAAACAUGUCUUCUCAGCGAUACCAACAUCUAAUGCGUAUAAGAGCUCCCAGACGUCUACUGUUGACUGGAACUCCAUUGCAAAACAACUUAGUUGAAUUGAUGUCUCUUUUAAUAUUUGCUAUGCCACAUAUGUUUUCUGGGAAAACCGAACAAAUAAAGCAAAUGUUCUCUGCUGUUUCAAAAACAGAAGGUAGCAAAAAUUCUUAUGAGAAAGAACGAAUUGAUCAUGCUAAACGAAUUAUGAAACCUUUUGUUCUUCGUCGUUUAAAAAAAGAGGUCCUUAAAGAUCUCCCAGCAAAGCAUGAUGAAAUUCGUUUUUGUAUAAUGGUUGAUGAUCAAGAAAAGAAAUACAAUGAUCUCAUUAAGAAAUUUUCAGCUGAAGUUCAAAAAAAUAAAGAGGAUGAUACUCAGAAAAUUUCUUCUAGUGGUUCUGGUAUGAUGAUGCAGCUGCGCAGGGCUGCUAACCACCCACUGUUAUUGAGACAUUUUUACAAUAACGAUAAACUUGUAUCUAUGUCCAAAGACAUUCUUAAGGAACCAACACACACCCAAGCAGAUCCGAACUUAGUGUUUGAAGAUAUGACAUUGAUGUCAGAUUUUGAGCUUCAUAAGACAUGUAAAAAUUUCAAGUCUCUUCACAAGUAUAUUCUACCAGAUGAACUUGUUCUUACUUCUGGGAAAUUUCAAGUAUUAGACGAACUUAUUCCUUCCAUGUUGGAAGAAGAUCAUCGCAUUUUACUAUUUAGUCAAUUUACAAUGGUAUUAGAUAUUGUUGAAGAAUACAUGAACAUUAAGAAAUAUAAAUUUUUGAGGCUAGAUGGUCAAACUCCUGUUUCAGAAAGGCAAGAAAUGAUUGAUAAAUUCAACAAUGAUGAAUCCAUUUCUCUAUUUCUGUUAUCCACUAAAGCAGGUGGUCUUGGUAUUAACUUAACUGCAGCGGAUACUGUCAUUAUACAUGACAUUGAUUUUAAUCCGUACAAUGAUAAACAAGCUGAGGACAGGUGCCACAGAGUAGGUCAAGUCAGGGAUGUUCGUGUCAUAAGAUUCAUCAGUAAAAAUACCAUUGAGGAAGGUAUUUUGCAAAGUGCUAAAGAAAAACUAAAGCUUGAAAGAGAUAUACAUGAUGAAACAGACGCUGAGGAGAAUGAUUCAGCCAAUGUUGCAAAGCUGUUAAGAGAUGCUUUGGGUCUUAAAAAUACAAGGAGUUGAUUUUGUGAAUGUUAUACAACAUCUGUUUAUGCUAUAAUCAUGGCACAGUAUUUGUAAAUCUAUUUGUCUGUGUAAAUGAAGAGUGAAAAGAAAGUUUGUUACGAAAUUUCUGAUUUUACUUUUUAAAUUUCUAUGUUACUGUGUACCUACACAAUUUAAAAAUAAAUCGUAAAUUAGUACUGCA
Parasteatoda tepidariorum (common house spider) is the source of this 4204-nucleotide messenger RNA. It is a transcript of the gene Etl1, whose product is annotated as SWI/SNF-related, matrix-associated actin-dependent regulator of chromatin, subfamily a, containing DEAD/H box 1. Gene Ontology annotation, molecular function: ATP binding. The record is from RefSeq and is a predicted model, not a curated record. NCBI's taxonomy places the organism in Eukaryota, Metazoa, Arthropoda, Arachnida, Araneae, Theridiidae.